GCUACGUACGUGCGUCCGCCGCCUCCGCCCGGUGAGGCGGCCGUGGGGUGGAGUGGGUGGGUUGUGGUGUUCCUCCGCCGCCGGCAGAUGCCAUGUUGCCCCAGAAGAGGGGACGAAUACCUUCCAGAGUAGCCAUGAACUGUUACUGGAAAGUCCUGCCAAUUUUCUUACUAUUUCUUCCAAGCGUGUUGUCUCUCCAGCCAGCCCAGCCCAGGGUGUUGCUGGUGUCUUUCGAUGGAUUUCGAUGGGAUUACAUCUAUAAAGUCUCAACUCCCAAUUUUCAUUAUGCCAUGGAGAAUGGUGUUCGUGUCAAACAGGUCACGAAUGUCUUUAUAACGAAAACUUAUCCUAAUCAUUAUACAAUGGUGACUGGUCUCUACGCAGAAAGCCACGGUGUAGUUGCUAACGAGAUGUAUGACCCGAUUCUGAAUGAAACUUUCUCUCUGAACAAAAUGGAUGUCCAUAACUCCAAGUUCUGGGAAGAAGCCAGCCCAAUAUGGGUAACGAACCAGAAGGAAGGGCAUAAAACUGGAGCAGCUAUGUGGCCUGGAACAGAUGUGAAGAUCCAUGGAGUCUUUCCUACGUAUUAUAUGCCCUACAAUGAAUCUGUUUCCUUCGAAGACAGAGUUGCCAGGCUUAUUGACUGGUUUACAUCAGAAGAACCCAUAAACUUUGGUCUCCUGUAUUGGGAACAGCCUGAUGAGAUGGGCCAUGUUCUGGGCCCAGAUAACCCGCAAAUGGGACCGGUAAUUAGUGAUAUUGACAAAAAGCUGGGUUAUCUCAUCUCUGAACUGAAGAAAGCGAAGCUGUGGGGUGCGAUCAAUGUCAUAAUCACAAGUGAUCACGGAAUGUCCCAGUCCUCCUCGGAAAGGCUCAUCGAGCUUGAUCAGUAUGUGAAUAGAGAGCUCUAUACAGUCAUUGACCAUUCUCCUGCAGUAGCUAUUUUGCCAAAAGAAGGCAAGCUGGGUGAAGUAUAUGAAGCUUUGGCCAGUGCUCAUCCCAACAUGACUGUAUAUAAAAAGGAGCAGAUUCCAGAUAGAUUGCAUUAUAAACACAACCGUAAAAUUCAGCCAAUCUUAGCGGUAGCUGAUAAAGGAUGGGAAAUUGUACAGAAUAAGUCUGACGGUUUUCAACUUGGUAAUCAUGGAUAUGACAACAUCUUGCCAGAAAUGCAUCCAAUUUUUGUGGCAGUUGGGCCUGCUUUCCAAAAGAAUGCCACCAGAGAAGGCAUGAAUGCUACAGACUUGUACCCACUGUUGUGCCAUCUCCUUGGUAUUAACCCUCUGCCAAACAACGGUUCGUUCAGCGCCGUGAAAGACCUCCUUGCUGAAGAAGUUCCUGUGGCCCCCAGAGCAGACACUUACGCUACUGUUAUAGGAGUCUUUUUGGGUGGCUUUCUUGUUAUUGUUUUUAUUGCAGUUUUUGUUAAGCAUUUUGUUCUCACCCAAGCGAAUACCAUGCAAAUGCAACACCCUGAAGCUGCACAGCCACUGUUGCAAGAUUAAUAAUGCUUGGUACUAUCUUCUAUUUGAUGCUUAAAAUAAGCUUAUAUAAAAAAAAAAUAAUAGAGGUGGAUCAGCAUAUGGGGAGUAAAAGGAAGUGGAUACUGAUCCAUUGGGACGCUGGAGUCGGAACACAGGGGUGCAGAGGAAGAGCGUGUUUCUGUUUCACCUUACAACCACUUCAUCUUUCAGGGGCUGAAAAUAUUGUAGGGAAACCUGGAAAGCUCUUUAAGUUCUUAGACACGUAGUGACAAUAGGCCUUGAAUACCUCAGUCUGAGCGACUUCUAACAUCAGCUGAGUUGCACCUCACAGACUAUUUCCUGGUGAUUUAAUUUGCAACCAACCCGUUUUUUGUUUUAUUUUCCUUUGAGAGGUUUAACUCUCUUACAUUCUAACACAUCACUGAAUGCAACUAGAGUUUUUUUGGGGUGUUUUUCCUUCCCUGCCCAAGGAAGCAUUUGCAUGGAUCACCAUGACAGGGAGCUUGGUGUAUUCAAUCCUGCCUUAACAGCAUUAUUGUUAAGCGAGGUCAUGCAGUACUCAGUGUCUAAGUUUAGAGUUAGGCAUAUUUCUUUAAACUACUGUGUUAGUUGUAGCCCCCAAAUAUGAAUCUAGGUGGUAUUGUCUUUAACAAUCAGCAUUAAACUACUUUUUGGGUUUUUUUUUUUAAUUUAGGUAGAUAUAGGUCUUUACAAUUUUAGGUAAAUGUAGGUCUUUUUCUAUGGUCUGCUGUACACUGGACUAAAUCCUCUGGGAAUUCUAUGCUGCUGGCAGUUUAAAGACACGUACAAGCACAACACUUGUGUAUCCAGAUGGAGUCUUUUAUAUUUCUGUGGUAAGAGGGGUUUUUGAGAGUAAGGCUGAGGAAUCAGUUAAGGAACAUUCCUGUACAAGCUGGUUUGAGUGCUGUCAAGCUUGUCACUGGGUGUAACAUCAGAGCUGUUACCGGAGACUUCUCAGGCGUGAGCUUGGCUUGCUGUCUUGGGUUUCAUCUGAUACCUCUGGGUGGACCUUAGAAUUUGAUGAGUAGGAUUAACCAUGCAAUUUCAGGAACAACCGUAUACAUCUUAAGCCAUAUAUACUCUUAAAUCUGAAAAAGCACACUUCAAUAUGAAAAAAGUUAUAAGAUUGGAGUUUAUUCUUCUAGAAGAAAGUCUCUGUCAGGGAAAAGUAUUAAUCCUGAGUCAAUGAAUCUAUAUCUAUUACUCUGAUUCUUUUUUGUGAGGCAAUAAAUCUUACUAUUGUGGGGUUUUUUGAUGAGCUCACUUAAAUGGUAGGUGAGAAGUAGCAGACUAAGCUUUGUAUGAGUUGUUUAGUUGUCAGACUUGUUUAAAAGCUGAAUUUUCUUUUCCCCUUCCCUGUGUGAGUUAGUGGUUUCUCCACACUUUGCUUCCGAGUAUGAUGCCUGAAGGGGAAAGAAGCUCUUUCAAGAUUCAUAUAAAUAAUGGGUCUGGUAUUUCUAUGAGUGCAAUUUAUUGCUUUAUCCACAGCACCCAGCAGAGGGCAAAGAUGGGAACAUCUUGGCCUUGGAAGUGUGCUCUGUCAAGCUCAAGGUGUGAGUAGUGGUCUGAUGGUGCAGCUGGGAGAGCAGCUCACACAAAACUCAUUUUGCUGAACUUAAUUCCAGACUUAAUGAACGAUGUCUGGGUGAGUUUAGGAGUGAGCCUGCUGCUCCCUGCCUCUGAAAUGAUCUGUCAGAUUCCUCCCUCGUGGCAGGGACACCUCCUUGGCAUCCAGGUGUCUUGCAAAGAGAUGUGGAAAGUCUCCAGAGACCACAGCUGGGUGUGGUGAACACUUAAUUGGAGUAUUUCAUGAAGGCAAUGAAAUACUCCAAUUUAAGGUCUAUGUUGAAAUUCUAGCUGCAACAGUAGGUUUGGGAAGGCAGGAAACCAGCAGCUCUGGUGGAGGACAGCCCCUUAAUUUGGGGGAUAUGUGUGAAAUCUUGUCUAACUUAAUCUGACUCAUCUCUGCCAUCCUGCUGUUACUGCCCCCUGUGCUGCCUUGUUUUUCUACCUUGCCAUUUUCUUAAGAGAACACUGAAGGAAAUCAUCUGGGUCAGGUGUCCCUGACACCCCGGAGCUGAUUUGUAGUGGAGCUGACCAUGAGGUGUGUUGCUGGUGGUGCAGGGGCUUUUCAAACUGAAAGAUGAAAGCAGUAAUGAUGUUCACCACUGUUUCUAGAGGGACUGGGGAAGUUCCAAGUAGAAAACCUAAACCUCUAAAUUGUUAUUAAUCACUUUCUCAUCUACCUUCCAUGAAGUGGAUGGCAGACAGAAAAUUGAUGCACUGAGUGCACCUUUUCUUGCUUAUUUGCAACUUAAAAACAAAUUGUGGCACAAAUUUAGUGUGUGCUUACAGAGAGAUCUCCAGCCUUGGUAAAGGGAGUCAGAGUGAGAAGUGGAAAUGCAAUAAUCCGCACCUGUAGCUACUUCAAUUACAUACUUUCUCGCUUUGGAACCGGCUGCUUUAAUGGAAAUCCUUCUCACUGCAGUAAUUUCAUAGCAAUGCUUAUGGCAGAUGUAAAAAUAACUGGAUUGUCAUCUCACAAGUGUUCAUUAAACUCCCACUUUUUAAACUGUGACAGGUGGAGUUCUGUCAUCAGCCAAAGUCACCCUUGAUUUUAAGGAGGAGCCAAAGUUGGUCAGUGUUGUUCAGUCCUCCUGGCACUUAGGCUCAUCUGCCCAAGCACACAACAGGGGGGGAGCAGUAAUUUCCCCUAAGGAAGGGUUUGGGAACAGGAACAUAAGAAUUCUUCUUAAUGUCAUCGUUCUUAAUGUCAUUGCACUGAAAGGCCCUUCCUUAAGGAGGGUAAAACUAAACUGUAGAAAACUGAAGGGAAUCUUUCAGCAUUUGGAUAUUUCAGUUUAGUUGUAGCCACGUUGUUUAGGUGUAUUUGCAGGUACCUCUUGGGUGGUUUCCUAUUCAGGAUAUUUCCCAGUGUUAAUUUCAAGUUGUUGGGUGUCUGCUUAAUGACAUUGAAAGCACAUAUGAUGCCACUGGAGAAAAAUAUCAACUUUUUCUCUGAUGUGAUGUGAGAUUUUCUUUUUUUUUUUUUUCAGACUGCCUUUUUUGGCUGGGGAGGAUGUGGGAUUUGGUUUCUGUGUAUGUGCUACUUUUAAUGAUGUAGGAACAAGUUUAUUGGAAAGUGGAUUUGAGUACGUUGUGUACUGCUUGAAAUUUAAGCUUGGAAACAGAAGCUUGCAUGAUUUGUCUUUCAUUAUCGACCUGUGAAGCCUACUUUGAGAGGUUUUGUGGUUUUUGGCCGAAUUUACCAAAAGCAGAAUGACAGAUGGCCCUUCCUCCCCACCCCCAAAAGAGAGGAGAGGAAGAGAUAAGGAGAUUUACAAGUUUAGAAUGAACUAAACUACUUUAAUGAAGUAUUAAUAUUAAAUUGAAAAAUAAGAAAAUACUGAAAUAGAUAUAAUACUGGGGAAUAUAAGACUGGACUCAGCAGCAGAUGGAAACUGGGUUCCAGCUCUGGAGUCAGGAGCACAUGGAUCAGGAUCAAAGGCAGAUGAACGGAGUCCUCUUCUCGUGUUGGCCAUUGAAGGAAGAGAGUUGAUCCUUUGAUCGCUCAGCUUUUAUACUGAGCACGGGGCAGAUGGGAUGGAAUGACCCGUUGGUCAGGUUUGGGUCACCUCUUUUGUCCACUCCUCCCCACAGGUGGAGCCCCUCUAGCCUUUUUUGUUUCUGACCCUUCAACAGGGAGAGUAAGGAAAUGGGCUGACCUUGGUUGUUACAGCAAUAAGUACAAGCAAGAGCCUCUCCACACACCCUUCCUUGGCACGAAGCACAAACAUGGGUCUUAUCACUCUGAGAAGGAGCAGUUUUCUCAACAAC
Calidris pugnax (ruff) is the source of this 5342-nucleotide messenger RNA. It is a transcript of the gene ENPP5, whose product is annotated as ectonucleotide pyrophosphatase/phosphodiesterase 5 (putative). The record is from RefSeq and is a predicted model, not a curated record. Lineage: Eukaryota; Metazoa; Chordata; Aves; Charadriiformes; Scolopacidae. The transcript is spliced from 6 exons. Bases 93 to 1505 code for a protein of 470 amino acids.